AUGUGGUCUGUGUGGACCAGCGGCUUGGUCGCCGUGCUCGGCGCCAUGGCCGUGUGGAAUGCGUGGCACACGCCCGCUCCGGCCGCGCACCGACGUAUUGUCGCGAUCGGCGACUUGCACGGCGACUAUGCGCAUGCGCUGGCCAUUGCCGAGGCGGCAGGCUUGAUUGCCGCUACGACCAAUGUGACAUGGACAGGAGGGCCGACUGUGCUGGUCAGCACGGGCGAUACCGUGGACCGUGGCGACGAUACCAUGGCCAUAUACCGCUUCUUCCAGACGCUGCGCACACAGAGCGCAGCCGCAGGGGGCGAAGUGCAUACGUUGCUGGGCAAUCAUGAGAUGAUGAAUGCCAUGAUGGAUUGGCGGUACGUCACGCCGGGCGACAUCCACGCCUUUGGCGGGAAAGACGCACGCCGUGCGGCCAUGUCGACCACGGGCUGGCUUGGCCAGGAAUGGCUCACGCAGUAUACACUCACGGCGUCUAUUGCCAUGCUGGAGGAGGCGACGGCGUCCAUCCCCUCGCCCCGCGUGUCGUUUGUGCAUGGCGGCAUCGCCUUGCCAUUCGCCCAGCAGUACGGCCUCGAUGGCCUCAACACACACGGCCAUCGUCUGCUCGCCCGCGCACUGAAUACGACCGAUCCUACCGGCUUCCUCCCGCCCUCGACGACGCCAGACGAGCAGGCGAUCUACUCGGCGGACGGCCCACUAUGGUACCGCGGCUACGCCCUGGAUCCGCCGGCCAAGGCAUGCGCCCAUGCCAACGCAACACGCGAAGCGCUGGGUGUCGAGUCGCUCGUUAUGGGCCAUACGCCGCACAUGGGCGGCAUAGACGCGCGGUGCGACGAUGCACAGUUGUUUGUCAUCGAUACCGGCAUCAGCCGUGCGUACGGAGGACGGCUGAGUGCGUUGGUCAUCGAUACAUACGAGCAACGUGCGUCGCGCUGGUCGUCGGAUGCAUGUUGGCAUGCUACGUAUUCCGCCUUGUACGUACCAGGCGGUCUACAUCGUCUAUCACACAAGACAAGGUGUCGUCGCCGUGCCUUCAGCUAG
Messenger RNA from Malassezia pachydermatis, 1050 nucleotides. Its product is annotated as serine-threonine protein phosphatase. The record is from RefSeq and is a predicted model, not a curated record. The transcript has a single exon. Lineage: Eukaryota; Fungi; Basidiomycota; Malasseziomycetes; Malasseziales; Malasseziaceae. Gene Ontology annotation, molecular function: hydrolase activity. The coding region runs from base 1 to 1050 and encodes 349 amino acids.